AUGAGUUUGAAGAUGAUAGCUUAUAUAUUAUUAUGGGAUUUGCAACGCUAUGUAUAUUAUCAGGAGUCAUCGCCUAUAACAUCUAUCUGGUCAGUUUUUACCAUGCUUGUCCUCUUUGUGGACUUUCUAUUGGAAAGUGCGGGGACAUCGGGUAUCGUCAGGUCCCAACCGAAUUAUCAUCUUUUUGUGUUUGUUUCACAUACAUUUCGAGCUGAAAAUUCAAAGUUGAUUAGCCUUUUGAUGGAAUCCGAGAAACGUCCUGCUAACAACGUUGAGAUAGAGAACGCUGAGAAAAGAGUUCAUGUCAACUCUCCAUCCAAUUCGAAUCAAAACACUGCUCUCAAUGUCAAAACCGAAGAAGAGCAGCUUGUUGUUGAUGCCAACUCCGUUGUGACUUUCCAUCAAGUAACAGUGCAGAAGAAUCCAGACGGUUCUUUAAAAAUGGUCCAGCUUUGCCCAGAUUUUCAUCCUGGAAUGUCACACCAGAUCUUUAAGGAUGAGAAAAUCGUGGGCGUUAAGAACCCAGAGAUAGACAUUUACUUCAAUCCACUUUCCUGCGACAUGUGCGUGCUUGCCAAAUGCGACUCCUCUGCCGAAGACAAAAAGAAACUGUCGCGCCGUGUUCGCAAGUGGACUCCUGAGAAUACAAACAUCAAUCGUCUGAACUUCAUGCCUCGGAUUCUCCCCAUCGAGGAAUCGUCGAAACCCCUCGGAAUCUGCCUCGAAACCUACACCUCGCAUUCCACCGACUUUUCUCUCUAUUUCGACACGCUCACCUCCCCCCGCUCCGUCCAAUUCUUCAAAAACGUCCAGUCGCUCAGCUAUUGGUUCAUCGACGGCGCCAGCGAAAUCGUGGUAACCGAGGAUUCCCCGCACCGCUGGCUCGUGCUCUCUCUCUACGCCUCCAUCGACCAGCGCCCCUGUCUGGCGGGGUUUUGCCUUCUCUACGUCUUCUCCAAUCCCUUCCAAUCGCCGCCGCAUUCGCUUCGUCUCUGCCAGAUUCUGAUUCUCCCGCCCUUUCAAAAGCAGGUUUUUGUUCCUUCGGGAGAGGAGCCCGAUAUGCUUCUCUGGCCGAUGCCUGCUAGCUACAAGAGUGGCGAUUCUGUGGUGGCCAUCGAUCCUCUGCACAUUCGUUUCACCUCGAACUAUCUGAGCGAGGAGCUGCGUCUGGCUACGGUUCGCUUCAAGGACACCAUAUUCCAACGUAAACUCGUGUCAACUCCCUCCACAGCGAUCAAUGAAGUGCACAUCGAGCUGAAGGAGAAGGAGGUUCCUUUCGAGGUCCGCUUCCCUGUUUCUGGCCUAAUCCGCAGAUCUCCAAGGAUGAGAGCUAUUCUCUGUCGGUUCCGGAGGACGGCUCGGCCAUCGAGAUCGAGGCGAACAAUCUUUAUGGCGCCUACCACGCGCUGA
Molecule: messenger RNA, 1410 nt
Organism: Blastocystis hominis
Lineage: Eukaryota; Bigyra; Opalinata; Blastocystidae
Exons: 7
Coding region: 1-1410 (469 amino acids)
Biological process (GO): subtelomeric heterochromatin formation
Cellular component (GO): nucleus
Molecular function (GO): histone H4 acetyltransferase activity
Source: RefSeq, a predicted model, not a curated record